AUGUGCCUAGCUAUAUCUGAAAAAGCGGGUUAUUAUGGUAUGUUCUUCAAUGAACUUGCAAUUAAUGAAAAAAUUGUGAAAUCACAAUUUGCCUCUAAUGUUCCUAAGCUCCUUGUUUCUGAUUAUUGGAAUGAUAUUUCUGGUUAUCCGAUGCGUAUAGUCGAAUCUCUAGGGAAAUGA
Debaryomyces tyrocola is the source of this 180-nucleotide messenger RNA. The record is from the annotation of a GenBank genome assembly. Lineage: Eukaryota; Fungi; Ascomycota; Pichiomycetes; Serinales; Debaryomycetaceae.